GUAAGCCUAAAGUCGUGCUAAAACCAUGUCUGAACUGACAAAAGUCCAGAAAAAUUUACUAACGAUUGGCUCUUCUUUAGGAAUUUUUGAAGGAGCAGUAUGGUUUCUAAUGUCUUUGGUAUGUAUAGUCGAGUAUUUAAUAAGUGAUCCCCCUAGUGAGGCAGUGACAACUUAUGCAAAUUAUUACAAUUAUUUUUUCUACAACCGCUUCCUUAAUCGAAAAAUAAUGACGGAAAAUGUGGUCAUAAACCCUGACACUUUUCACGCAUUUAUGUGGAUUUAUUUGAUUUUGAAUGCCACUUGGAUUGGUCUCUCAGUUUAUCAGUUACGUCGUAUGACACUAAACAACGAUUCCAGAUUUUUAAAUGUGUUAAAAUACUGGGAAGUGGACACGAUUCUAAUUUCUUUUCUUGAUCUGUUAUUUGUAAUACUUCUUGGAGUUGAUUAUGACAAAACGUGCUUUUCUGGACCAACAAAUCUCGAGAUUUCUAAAAGAAUUCUUUUAGAAGCAGGUUGCACUAAUGCUACUAUAACAGUGCUGGUUGUGGCCGCCAAAGGAUUCAUUUUGUGGAUUAUCAAUGUUAUUUUUAUUUAUAUUUUCUAUGGAAUCAUCAGAAAAGCGAAAGUUGAAAUGAAACGAAAUCGUGAGUUUUUAAAAGUUCCACAAAUCCCUCGACCAACUUUGAGCAGAUCUCCAGACAAAAUGAAUAAUAAUCUCGACAAAAACUACUGGAACACAAAUUCACCAAAUUUCAAUUAUAAUAAAAAACCCAAUCAACAGCGUUUCUCGACUGUCUAUUAAAAAAUAUUUUAUUUAUAACUGUUACAUCUAUUUUACUAUCUGUGUUAUCAAU
This is a messenger RNA of Tribolium madens (black flour beetle), 854 nucleotides long. RefSeq lists its product as uncharacterized. NCBI's taxonomy places the organism in Eukaryota, Metazoa, Arthropoda, Insecta, Coleoptera, Tenebrionidae. The transcript has 6 exons. Bases 26 to 802 code for a protein of 258 amino acids. The record is from RefSeq and is a predicted model, not a curated record.